GGAUAAUGAUCAUGAAUGUAACCGCAACUGAUCAUGGAUAUCUGAUUAAAGAAGCCACAAAGAAAGAGAAAAAACAGUAUUCUGUAUAGUUAUUUCAAAUGAAAUGUGUUUUACUGUGGAAUCUAUCGCGAAGAAAAUUCAACAGAUUGUUUUAUUCUGAAGUUUACGAAAAAUUCAUGUUCGAUACUACACAUAAUGAAUAGAGAAAAUCGCUUUCCCCUUCGAGUGUCUGUUCUGUACAGAAUAUAAAGUUUGAUAUUGCCUAUGACUUAUAAAGAAACCCAGUCUUCAAAAAAAGUUAUAAUAACAAAGGCUAAAUCUUCAUUAAAAAUGGAUAAUGACAUUUGUAUCCAGUUUUCAAAACCCGCUUCACCGAAUGUUCUACCUGAUUCUCUAUCAGCUGAACUUCAUUCUGAAGAUUAUAUAACAACGCCUGAUUUACCGAUAGAUUCUCAAGUUAUUUUCGAGGGAAGGUCAAAAUCAAAUUCUUUAUCGCCAAAGAAUUCACCAUCACUUUCUCAAAGUAACGUAUUAGAAUGCACUCGAAGUGCACGUUCUACGUCAGAGUCGCCAUCAUUUAAGUCAGAUCGUGGAAGUGACUCAAAAAGAAUGUCGCGUCGAGAUCAUGCUAAAGAUAUAAAUUUAAUCCCUAGUUCUAAUACAAACUAUAAAGAAAGAAAAUCUCACAUUCAAACGCCAACUUCUGUAAAAAGCUUUGCUUUCAGAUCCUCUCGUAACCGGAAUGCGUCUAGUUCAAGUUCUGUCUCAAGGCACUCCGUUUCUAGGUCUCGAUCAAGAUCACAUUCUUCGAAAAGUUCCUUUUCAAGAUCACCGUUACAGAAAAGAUCUUUUUCUAGGUCAAUAUCCCGGAAAAGAUCUCAAUCCAAAUCACCAUCUCAGAUAAGAUCUCAAUCAAGGUCACAGUCACGUAACAAAUAUCUAUCAAGGUCACCGUCGAAAAAAAUGUCUCUAUCAAGAUCAAAGUCACGGAACAAAUCUCGAUCGAGAUCACAGUCACUAGCCAGAUCUAGAUCAAGAUCAGCAUCUCGACAUAGGUCUCGAUCAAGAUCACAGUCACGGAACAAAUCUAGGUCAAGGUCAGUGUCAUUAAAAAGACCUCGAUCUUGGUCACUAUCUAGGAGUAGGUCUCAAUCAAGAUCACUGUCACCCAACAAAUCUCGAUCAAGAUCACAGUCACAAUCGAUGAAAAGAUGUCAUUCAAGAUCACCGACCCGGAAAGGAUCUCUAUUAAGAUCACCAUCUCGGAAAAGAUCUCUUGCAGAUUCAAAUUCAUUAAGAGGAUCCAUUUCUCCUAAAUCAAGAUCUGUAUCUAGAUCGCGAUCACAUUCACGCAAAUCUGUAACUAGAUCACGAUCUGAUUCACGCAAAUCCUUUUCUAGAUCACCUUCUGCUUCAAGUUCAAGAUCAGGAUCUAGGAAAUCCAGUAUAAGUUCGAGAUCACAGUCAAGAUCACGAUCUCGGUCAAAAUCAAAGCCUAGAUCUAAUACAAGAUCUCGUUCUACUUCUUUGUCCAGAAGAAUAAGAAGCGGCAGUAGUGAUUCUGUAAAUAAGUCAAAGAAGGAAGACCAUUUAACAUCAGAUUCAGAAGACGGGACAUUUAGUAAAGUAAUUAAAAGAUCGAUCAAUCAAAUACCUGAUUCGGAUGAUGAACUUGACAUUAAUGAACAGCUCGAAAAAAAUCACGCUUCAGACGUUUUACAGGAAGAUAAAGUGGUAAAUGAGAAAGGUGAAUUACUCGUAGACAAUACGGAAAAUGCAGAUGAUUCUGAUGAUGAAGUACACAGACCUGGUGAAGUAGAUGACUCUUUAUCUGAUUUUGAUCGCAUGUUGGCACGUAAAAAAGAAGAGCAAUCACGACGAAGAAAACGAAAAGAUAUUGACAUUAUUAACGAUAAUGAUGAUAUAAUUGCCCAAUUAUUAUCUGAUAUGAGAAAUGCUUCUGAAGAAGAUCGAAAAUUGAAUCAUCAAAACAAACCGGCCACAAAUAAAAUAGCCAUGUUACCGAAAGUCUUGUCUCAGUUAAAGAAACAUGAUUUGCAAUUGGCCUUUUUAGAACAUAACGUUCUCAACGUUCUUACUGAUUGGUUGGCUCCUAUGCCGGAUCGGUCAUUGCCUUCGUUGAAAAUAAGGGAAAGUCUCUUCAAACUUCUUUGGGAGUUUCCGAGAAUUGAUCAGUCAUCUUUGAAGCAGUCAGGAAUUGGGAAAGCUGUUAUGUAUUUAUACAAGCAUCCUAAGGAAACAAAAGAAAACAAAGAACGAGCUGGUAAAUUAAUUAAUGAAUGGGCGAGACCUAUAUUUAAUCUUUCUGCGGACUUUAAGGCAUUAUCUAAAGAAGAAAGAAUGCAGCGAGACUUGGAGCAGACACCCCAAAAAAAGAGAAAAACUGAUGUGGACGGAUCAUCUCAGAAAUCACAAGACAUCAAUAAGGCAUUUAAAGGAGAAGGAAAGGCUGUUCGUCCUGGAGAUCCUGGUUGGGUAAGCCGAGCUAGAGUACCAAUUCCAUCAAAUAAAGAUUACGUAGUUCGCCCAGAUUGGAAAUCUGAUGUCGAUAUUAGUAGAACUACGAAGAAACAAAUGAACAGAUUUGAGCGCCAUAUGAAAAAUUAUGUAGAUAGCAAGAGAUUAAAAGCCGCAAGACGCGCAGUGGAUAUAUCCAUCGAAGGACGUAAAAUGUCAUUGUAGUAUGAAAUAAAUUUUGCGGAACUUACUUGUUUCAACAUGAGUGUAAUAUUCUGCUUAAGGUCUAUUAAGUUGGAUGGGCACGAUAAUUUGAUGUAAUGGAGUUUUAUUUGGACAUAUUUAUUCUUGAAAAUAAUAAGAUCGCUUUUCUGAACAUUGAAUAACUGAGUUGAGAGCAGUGUAUUCAAUCUGAUUUGUAGGUAAAAAAUUAAUAUUGCUUUUCAAAGUAUAUAAAUAUGUUUUCACCC
Belonocnema kinseyi is the source of this 2948-nucleotide messenger RNA. Its product is annotated as protein IWS1 homolog. Gene Ontology annotation, biological process: poly(A)+ mRNA export from nucleus. The record is from RefSeq and is a predicted model, not a curated record. NCBI's taxonomy places the organism in Eukaryota, Metazoa, Arthropoda, Insecta, Hymenoptera, Cynipidae. The coding region runs from base 265 to 2703 and encodes 812 amino acids. The transcript has 6 exons. Gene Ontology annotation, cellular component: nucleus.